AGUAUUUUAUUUAAAAAGUAGGGUUGGGGAGAGCAAAGGAUGUCCCUGAGAUGCACAGAGUAGAGAUAUCAUAGGAUGAGAUGUUAUGGGUGCUGAGUUCGAUUCUGACCUGGGACUGUUUGCUGAGACCACUAUCAUUUAAUUGUAGGGCCCUAUGUCUGGAGAUCAGCCACCCGUCGUUACAAUGUUGCAGCCCAUGAAUUCCCCCCUGGAUCCAUAUAAUUCCAUGUCUCCCUUGAAACCAGAGGUGCUGCUCCCAUUCUCCAGGUAUUUACCCCAAACCAGCAAUAGUGGGGACCUGUUUGGACCUUCCAUGAGCUCAACUCACAAACUUCAUCAGAUCCAAAUGAGCAGCAGUGAGCUCCGCCUUCCACACCUGGAACCUGUGGGAGGGGCUUGGCCAUUGCAGAGACUGUGGGAGGCGGGCCUAUCAAAUUCAGAGCCUAUCGCCCCUAUAGACUCAUUCAAUUGGCUCACACAGGUCUCGAGAUUGGGGUACCAUGUGCCUCACCCGCUGCCCAAUCAGAUGAUGCACGGACAACGUUAUGGUUUUGAUGGAGAAGAAAGAACAAGAACUGGAGCUUACGACUGCUGGUUGCAGCAGUUCUCACAGGGAAGAUUGGGCUUUUCACUCCCAGGGUUUUGCAUCAGAAAUGAAGCAGAAAUACAAAGCACAACAUUCCCAAGGAUUCCCCAGAGGAACGAGACUGGAGGCUCAGAGGUUAAACAGGAGUUCGGACGCCAGACGACACAGAGGAGGCAGCCAAUGAGGAGGCGGCGCAGGUCUCACGUGGUAGAAAAACUACUGGAGUGCAGUUACUGUGGGAAGAGAUUCCGACUGAAACAUCAGCUCGACACUCACUUCCGUGUGCACACAGGGGAGAAGCCAUUCUCUUGUACUUUGUGCAACCAGCGCUCCAGGGAUUACUCGGCCAUGAUCAAGCACCUCCGGACCCACGGGGUCCCCUCUCCAUAUUGCUGCACCCUCUGCAGUGAGUUUUGCUCCAGUAGAUCCAGCAUGCACCAGCACAUGGAUAGCCACCCGGCUACUGACAUCCCGGCCAACUGGACCAUCACUGACUCCUGCCUGUACUCCUCCAAGCAAUGACUCCCCUAACUGCCAUCUUCUCAGCUCACCCCCGGUUACCCCCUCUGAGCAGCACCAAGCAGAGAACAAUAAACUCAUCUGAUUGGUUACUAUGGGGUUAUAAGACCUGAAGCAAAAUCUGCACCUGAGGUUUAACUCUCCGCCUGUUCCACUGCUCUGAUUGGCUACAGAUGGUCAAUAUUCUAAUAAAACACAUUUACAA
Xenopus laevis (African clawed frog) is the source of this 1310-nucleotide messenger RNA. RefSeq names its product zinc finger protein 22. The coding region runs from base 155 to 1108 and encodes 317 amino acids. The record is from RefSeq and is a predicted model, not a curated record. Lineage: Eukaryota; Metazoa; Chordata; Amphibia; Anura; Pipidae. The transcript is spliced from 5 exons.